GGAAUUGGUCGGUUCACUCUCCCAAAAUAUUUAUAUUUUAUAUAAAAAACAACCAAAACAAAACAAAAUAAAUGUAAGGUGUAGAUAAAAAGUUUGAAGUAGCUUCCACUAACAGUGCCUAUUAUAUAUACUGAUUCAGCCUUUGAGAAAUUGCAUGCAUUCCAAAGCUAAACUUAGUUAAAAAAACUUCAGCAACUUCUACUAAUACUCACUCUCACACUCACACACAUACUAACCUUAGCUACUUCCCAAAUAUUUGGUCGUUUGACACUUAAGAAACUCUUUUCCAGUUGGCAUAGUUUUCUGAAAAUUUCAGUGACUUGCAGCACGCUUUAGUUUUGGUCCCUUUUUUGUUGUCUGUCUUGAAGUUAUAGUAUGAAGUAUACUCGUUUGUCUUUGUUUCUAGUCUUCAUUUUUUUCCUUUGCAUAGUCCUUUCGACACAGGCAAGGCGGCACCAUACCAAACACAAACACACUCACCACCACCACAAAGGCUCCUACAUUUCACAGCCUCCCUCAUGCUCACCUGCACCUGUGCCUGAGCCUGAGCCUGAACCUGCACCCGAGCCUGAGCCUGAGCCUGCGCCUGCGCCUGAGCCUGCUGAGCCACCAUAUGAAGAUGGUCAUCCAACAAAUUCAAGUGAUGUUUUUGAUGUGCGAAAAUUCGGUGCUGUCGGGGAUGGAAUAACAGAUGAUACAGAUGCAUUCAAGAUGGCAUGGGACACUGCCUGUCAGAGUGACUCUGCCACUGUUAUCCUUGUUCCCAAUGGAUUAUCUUUCAUGAUACAAUCCAGUAUUUUCACUGGUCCUUGUAAAACUAGCCUAGUAUUUCAGGUUGAUGGAACUCUAAUGCCUCCUGAUGGACCUGAAUCCUGGCCAAAGAAGCAGAGUAGGCACCAAUGGCUUGUAUUUUACAGAAUAAAUGGAAUGUCAUUUGUGGGAGGUGGUGUAAUUGAUGGAAGAGGUCAGAAAUGGUGGGAUCUCCCCUGCAAACCCCACAGGGGAGCAAACGGAACUACAUUGUCAGGACCAUGUGAUAGCCCCAUUGCAAUCAGGUUCUUCAUGAGCUCAAACUUGACUGUACAAGGACUUAAAAUCAAGAACAGUCCACAGUUCAACUUCAGAUUCGAUAGUUGUCAAAAUGUUCAUAUAGAUUCCAUUUCAAUUACAGCUCCUGCCCUGAGUCCUAACACUGAUGGGAUUCACAUUGAAAACUCUAAUGACGUUGGAAUAUACAACUCGGUGAUUUCAAAUGGGGAUGACUGUGUAUCAAUUGGAUCAGGGUGCCAUAAUGUAGACAUAAGAAACAUCACAUGUGGACCAGGCCAUGGCAUCAGCAUCGGGAGUCUAGGUAAUCACAACUCGAAAGCAUGCGUUUCGAACAUCACAGUGAAAGACUCAGUGAUCAAAGUGUCAAAUAAUGGAGUUAGGAUUAAGACAUGGCAAGGUGGAUCAGGAGCAGUGUUUGGAAUAAGAUUCAUCAACAUUCACAUGGACAAUGUAAGGAAUCCAAUUAUAAUAGACCAAUUUUACUGCCUUAGCAAAGGUUGCAACAACCAAACCUCAGCUGUGUUUGUAUCAGACAUAUUAUAUGAAAAUAUAAAAGGAACCUAUGAUAUAAGGAGUCCACCUAUGCAUUUUGGCUGCAGUGAUUCAGUACCAUGCACUAAUUUGACUCUCUCUGAGGUUGAGCUUCUUCCUGCUUUUGGUGACAUAGUUUCUGACCCUUUUUGUUGGAAUGCAUAUGGAGAGCUACAAACUCUCACUAUUCCACCAGUUUCUUGCUUAAUUGAGGGCCUUCCUUCUCGAUCCACAUUGGGCAGUAAUGACAGCCCUUAUUGCUGACAUUAUAUAUAUAAAUAUAAUACCAGCUUUAUUAGCUUAGCUUCUUUUCAAAAAGAAAUAUGCAUUUAUGUAUAUAAUUCUAAAAAAGGGUCAUGGUAAUAAGUCCAAUUAUAAGAUUAUAUUUAUGCAGAUGUUUGGUCUUUUUUUCUUUUUUUUUUCUUAUAUAUGUAUGUAUAAGAAGUUAUAUCAUUUGAACGUAAUUGACUUCAAGAUAUGUUCUUGA
This is a messenger RNA of Cannabis sativa, 2068 nucleotides long. Its product is annotated as polygalacturonase At1g48100. Gene Ontology annotation, biological process: carbohydrate metabolic process. The coding region runs from base 376 to 1845 and encodes 489 amino acids. NCBI's taxonomy places the organism in Eukaryota, Viridiplantae, Streptophyta, Magnoliopsida, Rosales, Cannabaceae. The transcript has 6 exons. The record is from RefSeq and is a predicted model, not a curated record. Gene Ontology annotation, molecular function: polygalacturonase activity.